Molecule: messenger RNA, 1095 nt
Organism: Cynocephalus volans (Philippine flying lemur)
Lineage: Eukaryota; Metazoa; Chordata; Mammalia; Dermoptera; Cynocephalidae
Gene: ECSCR
Product: endothelial cell surface expressed chemotaxis and apoptosis regulator
Exons: 10
Coding region: 48-764 (238 amino acids)
Biological process (GO): positive regulation of endothelial cell apoptotic process; negative regulation of angiogenesis; positive regulation of proteasomal protein catabolic process
Cellular component (GO): plasma membrane; cytosol
Source: RefSeq, a predicted model, not a curated record
CAGAGCCUCUGCUGAGCAGCUGCCUGCCUGCCACAUACCCAGCUGAUAUGGAGACCAUCGGAGCUACGCAGCUGUGCUGGGCCAUCCUGGGCUUCCUCCUCCUCCAAGGCCACAACUCCCAGCCCACAACAAUCCAGACCUCCAGCCCUCAGGGAGCAUUCAGCAGUCUAAGUCUGACCCCAGAACCAAUUUCCCCCAACACAGCGUCUCCAAAGAAGGCCUCGCAGGCCCCCAUGGUAGCGAGCAAACCCGUAACGCUGAGGUCAAGCACCGUGGAUGGUCACUCCCCAUCCUCGCUAGGCCUGACUCAGUCCCAACCACAGGAGCACACAUCAGGACUUGACCAUCCUCCAGCUUCUGAUAUCUUCUGUUGCCCUUCGCCUUCCCUUUCUGCAUCUUCUUCAGUCGACUCAUCUCAAAAUGUUACUCCCAAUUCAAACACCAUGAACUUGAGCGCAAGGGAAGACUUGACCAUCCUGCCCAGCCCCACGUCACAGACUGUGCUCACUGUGGCUGCAUUUGGUGUUAUCAGCUUCAUUGUCAUCCUGGUGGUUGUGGUGAUCGUCCUAGUCAGUGUGGUCAGUCUGAGGUUUAAGUGCCGGAAAAACAAGGAGUCUGAAGAUCCCCAGAAACCAGGGAGUUCGGGGCUAUCUGAAAGCUGCUCUACAGCCAGUGGAGAGAAGGAGAGCAUCACCCUCAUCUCCAUGAAGAAUAUCAACAUGAACAACAGCAAAGGAUGCCUCUCGGCAGAGAAGGUUCUUUAAGAGCGACUUCGGGUCCCCAUGGGAUAAUGCAGCUGCCCUGUCUGUGAGGAGGAAGAGAUGGGAUUGGUAGAGGCAAUGAACCACAUAUAAAUUAUUUUAUUGUUUUGUGUCUUCUCCCAGAUCUAAAAAACACUAGCAUUCCUCCAGAUCUGGGAGCAAGCUACCAGUAUGAGAGACAGUUUCCCAUAUGGAUAGCCACUCUACAAAUAUGGCCUGCUCUUCCCACCUUCUCAGAGUCAUAGAAAAGAGGACACCAUAGAGCAAGAGCAAGGAAAAUGAUGAGGUGGAUUGAUCCUUUCUACUCUGCAUUAAAAUUAUUUUCUGGCCUGCU